GGCGGCGGCAGUGGUGGCGGCGGCGGCAGCAGCAGCAGGAGCAGCAGCGUCCCGGGAGAGACGCGUCCAGCUGGUGUGGGAGCUGCCGGCCUGUAACGAGCGCGCUGCGCUGCUCCGCGCCCCGGACCCGGGGCUGACUGGCCCGCCGGUAAUUGAUCAAAAUCUUCAGAAGAUUGGAAGCCCUUGCAUUUUUCAAUCAAAGUCCUGAAGCCUCCCUGGGCAACAAAGAAUAUUAAGCACGGCUGUUUACUCAGUUGCUUCUAUGCCAGGAACGGAAUAUGUCGAAGACUGCAUGCCACCAAUAUCGAGUGAAGGCCUGGAACUCAACACACAAUGGUUUUUAGAAAUGCAGAUUAAAAAAAUGAAGGAAAUAAUACCACAGUUAUAUACUGAUCAGGUGGAUGACAGAAAUAAUUCUGUGACUACAUCAUCAAAACAACUCAGCAGUGAAUAUAUGAAUCAGCCCAAUGGACGUGAAGCUCAGCCCCAGGGUUUUCAAGACACCAAGGCAGAGGAUGACAAGAUGUCUGUGGUUACUUGUGUGAGGUGUAGAAGUGUACAAAAAAUUCCACUCCAGGAGCUGAAAAAGGAUAACCAAUAUAGUCACAAUGAGGACCAGAUGUUCUUCGUUUGUGUCAAGUGCAACUUAGGUCUAUCUCCUCCUUUCCCUUGUAUUAAUGAUGUACCAACUGCUAUUGAUUCAGGAAAUAAAGAUAAUGCGAUUUCAAGGACUAUCACUAACCAAUUUAAAGUAAAAAACUUUCAGCCAGGCAAAUAUUACUGUGAUAAGUGCCGGUUUUCUACCAAGGACCCUCUGCAGUAUAAAAAGCACACGCUCCAACAUGAAGAAAUUAAAUUCUUUUGUUCACACUGCAACUAUGUCUCAUAUACAAAAGGAGAAUUCCAGAGGCAUUUGGUGAAACACACAGGGACAUUUCCGUAUCAGUGCGAGUAUUGUGACUAUGGUGCUGUUAGAAAUGAUUAUAUAGUUAAACACACAAGACGAGUUCACGAGACCGGUGGUGAGAAACGACCUCUUAAACAGGCCAUGGAACACCAGCCAAAGAGAACCAAUUUUUCAAAACUGAACUCUGAGGUUCUUAUAAAUGAAGUUUCUAAGUCAAAUUCUUUUCCGAAUGAGCCGUCGGAUUUACCCUUAUGUUUCUCUGGCCAUGGAGAGCAGGACAAAGCAGGCCACUCUGUUCCCUUACCUGAGUCUAAAGAGUAUAGUAAGGAUGAAGCAGCCUCAGCUCCUGAUAAAGCCUGCCUUCCUGAACCAAGCAAAGUUAACUUUUUUGAGAAUGAAAAUGUGGAAGUUGAAUUGUUAUCACCAGCAAAAGAACCUGUACAGCCAGGUAUGCCACUCACUGUGGUUGCACCAGCAGAACUUCGAGUCCCUGAUAACUGUUUAGCCCAGUUGAUAGAUGUUAAGGUAGUCAAUGGGACCCAGCAACUUGUUCUAAAACUAAUUCCACUGAAAGAAAAAAAUGGCCUUAAACCUGGCAGCCCUGAUGAGCUUAUGAGCAAAUCUACAGUGCCAAAUGAGCAAGAAAAAUUAGUGCCUACUGAACAAACCCCACCAGCAGUGGAAGGGAGUCCUGAGAAGCCAUUGGGCAUUAGUAAUCUGCACUCCACAGAUUAUACACAUGUGAAGGAUCUAGAUUGCAGAAAGUCUUCUGUUUCUCAAGUGUUAAAGAAUAAGUCAGAGACUAAUCAAAGCCAAUGUGAGUCCUGUCCAAAUAGUGACAGAACUGGGGAUUGGAGGCAAGACAUGCUUUCAGUUCCAUAUGGAACAUGCCUUUCUCCUGUUUCCUCAAGAGAUGGUGAUAUAAAACAAAAUAAGUAUUUUUCUUCAUUACCUGUGGUGAAUAAUGGUGUUUUAUGCAGUCCUCUGAAAAGAUCCGGUGUGUUGCCACAUAUGUCUACCCUCUCCCCCAAUCAAGACAGAUUUCAGAAACAUUUAGAAAAAUCACCAUCAGACUGCAAACCUGCUGAAGCAGUUGGGGCUUUUGCAGAAAGAGGUAUGUUGCCAGCAAGCCCAGGGACCUCUCUGCAAAGGAAUGAAGCUGAUACUUUUAAAAUGGUUCCUUUCAGUGAAAAGCUGAAACAAGCACAAGUAAAAGAACCUUCAGAUGAUCCAAAUCCAAUGCAAAAUUCCUCUUUACAUAGUGAACAAUCACACAUCAACCUAAUUAGAGAAAAUGAUAUUAAGACUCAAGAUCCUGACGAGGACAUGUUGGAUGAUCUUGGUGGAGUUACUCUUCAGAAUUCAGGAAGUAACAUCACUUCUUCAGAUGGCCCUGUCAUUUCAUCAGUGUUUUCUCUUAGCUGUGGGGCUGAAAAUAUCCCCGAAGGGAUUAAAUGGGACAUUGCAAGUUGUAGGACAAACCCAGUUACUUCAAUGCAUAGAAAAAUUGCCCAGUUGAUUGCUGCUACUGAAUCUUCAAAAUCUUCAUUGUCUCCUCCAAGCACAGUGGAACAGCAAUCCUCUCCUUUGAAAACUCCCAUAGACUGUGUUCUGGGGCAUAAUGCACCAAGUCAUGAUCCAGCUCCAACCCAGGGCCUGCAGAGCAAUGGUGUUGAUAUUGAACAAUUUACUCAUGAACAAAUGCGACACCAGGACUGUGAUGAGGAACAAACAAAAGUUAUUGAAACUAGAAAGGAUCAUGACACUGUUCCCAUGUUUGUUUCAAAAGGGACUGUGUUGAAAGCGUUCAGUUCCACUGAGAAUGAACAUUUAGAAGAGAAUAAAUUGUCGUGUGAUGUGUUUGGCAAUGAGAGGCUGUUAUCAAAAUCUGUUCCCUUCAGUUUUCUUAAACAGGUAGGCGAAGACUUUUCUUUGACAAAGGAAAGUCUGUCAACAGACAGUUCCAGAAAUCUUGGUACAUCAUUGGAGAAUAAGCCAAAUCAAGAAUUCACUACCAGUACUAUCUCUAACAAAUCAAUUUCUGCCUGUUCACAACCAAAAGAAGGCAAUGACCAGGAUAAACAGGAAAAAUUGAUUUUUGGUGGCCCCUCAGGGUCCAAAAUUAAGACAAAAGAGGCAGUAAUCCCCAAGAAAAAACCCAAAACUCAAUCUGACCCCAGUCAGUUGCUUCCAGAUGUUUGUAUUUUUAUGACAUCAAGACAUCUCAGACUUAUGCCUGUCAAAACAGAACAGUUGAUUAAAUGCCCCCGCCGGAACCAACCUGUUGUUGUGUUAAACCACCCAGAUGUUGACUCAAUAGAAGUGAUUAAUGUGAUGAAGGUUGUCAACAAGUACAAAGGCAAUGUCCUCAAAGUGGUUUUAUCAGAACGAACAUGUGACCAACUAGGUAUAAAGCGGCAUCACAGGCGACUUAUCUAUCAGAACAUGGAGGCAGUGUUACCAGUGAAAAAGCAGACUAUGCUGAAAAUGAAACUUAAAAAGAUCCACAAGAACAGCUACCAGGUAGUGGAUUCCUUACCAGGUGAAUCAGUACAGGGUAUGUUUAAAUGUUGGUUUUGUGGAAGGAUAUAUGAAGACCAGGAAGAGUGGAUGAGUCAUGGGCAGCGACACUUGAUAGAAGCAACCAGAGAUUGGGAGCAGCUUUCUCCUCCUUUGGGGAUCCCCAAAUGAAUAGAUGGGAUUAAAAAUAUUUGGCUUUUCUUGUAUUAGGUAGAUUUUAUUUUUUUGAGGGCAGGAGGAUGGGAAAGGAAAGAGGUCAGAAUGAGAGGGAGAAAAAAUGCAAAUUAUGGAUAGGGAUAAAAAGAGUAGCACUUCAGAAAAUCUGAAAUAUCCAGAGUAUUCUAAACAGGUCAAAGUCUUUUAUACUCUGCAUCAUUUUAUGGACACAGAUAUUAAUUGGGUUCUGUUUGCUCAAUAGGAAGUAAAUUGCCACAGAAGAAAUAGACCAAGUGGUCCUUGACACUUAGUCUUGCUUUUAAUUCUUUGGUUUUUACCAAAGGAGAACUGAUGAGCAGCAAGAGCAUGCCUUAUAGUGAACCACGAGCCACCACUACCCCACCUUCUUCCUCUCCCCCUAACAAAACAUUGGUUUAUAACCUGUUUGAGUGUAAAGACAUUUAACAUUAAACACACACACACACACACACACACACACACAACUCAUGAAUAUAUGGUUGUAGUUUUACAUUAGUAUCCAGUGAGAGAGAAAAUACAUCUCAUUUGCAGUAAUGGGACCUUAUAAUAACUUCAUCUGCUAUUUCUUUCUCUUUUCCCUUCCCUGCUCCAGCUGGGGCCUCUAACAUUUUCAAGCUCCUGGGUUGGAAACCAUUGCCCUAAACAUGAUGGAAUGCUAGAAUCUUUGCACAUUUUCCUAGUCUUAUUUUUUAAGAAGAUUAAAAUUGUCCUCAUAAUUGUAAAAUAUGAAGGGUGGACUAGAUGCCUAGCGGUAUGGUGGAAAAGAUGCACUAAAUUGGGAGUCAGAGGGCCUGGCUUCAAAUAUUCACUUUGCUAUUUUUCCAAGUCACUUCUUUUUGGGCCCCAGUUUUCUCAGAAAUAAAAUGAGGUUGGUUGGACUAGAUAUCUGAGGACUCUUCCAUUUCUAUGUUCUAUCAUUGGAUUCUUGAUUAUUGCCUAGGUUAUGCAAGUGAAACAGACCUUAGACAGCUUCUAAAUUUAAUGUUAUUUAGAUAGGACUAGAGGGAAGGGAGUUUUUUAUUUUUCCAAGUGCCUGAUUUUUCCUCCUUUUUUAGUGCCUGUUGCCUAUUAUUGUGGUUAACAGUAAGGGACAGAUUAUUCCAAGGUGCGAAAUGCCCAUUGUCAUAAAAGGGCAAUUGGGAAUGGGAGUUGGGGUAUAGAUAGGAGGAAAGGGCAGGACAAGAAGGAGUAACCUUUUUGAGUUAAUCUUAAACUGUUUUCCUGGGCUAUACAUAGGCAGACAAAACCUGUUCUUCCUCACCUUAAGUUUUCAAAGAAAGUCAUGGAUCAUAUAUAUUUUUUAAAUUUCAGAACAUGGUGGCAAGGAGAUAUGUUGCAUUUAGAAUUGCCCGCUGUUGCAAAUAUCAUUCCUUACAGAAUCAUGACAGCAAUUUAAGUUAAAACAAAUUUAUUUAGUUUAUUGAGUUUGCUGGUAAAAUGGUGUGUUUUUUUUUAAUCCUCUGUACAUAUGUGUGCAUAUCUGCAGCUAAACACAUAAAUAUUUUUAGAGUAUUGUUUGAAAAUGUCAGCAGUACCUAUUUUCACUGACCCAUUUUAUAAAGAAUUACUAUAGUCUGGAAAAUUUUAAGUACUUUUUUUAUACUCAAGAAAUGACGCCUUUAUUUUGGGAGUGCGUUUUUUAAUAAGUACUGAUCUCAGCUUGUAGAAAAUCAAAGCACAAUUUGUGGUGAUUUGGAUCUGAUUUAUAAGAACAAAUGGAGGAAUCUGUCAAUAUUUCAUUUCAUCAAUACAGUAUUAAGAUAGGGAUAUUUCAGAUGGUGCUUUUAGGAACUGUCAUAUUAUACUUAAGUUAAGAAAACAAAAGUUAUAUAUGUACCAUGCAAAUUUACAUCCUAAUAUGCAAGGAGGUGUCUGAGACGUUAUGAAAGAGCAAAGUGGUAGGCUUUUAAAUCAUCUCGUGAAGAGAUGGAAGGGUGGGAUUUGGGGAGAAGUAGGAGUAAUAGAAAUGAGGUCAAAGUAUUGAGAGCCUUCUAUCACAUUGUAGUGUUCAUUUGCAUUAUAAAAUAUAAUUAUUUCUUAAUGAAAAUGUUUUUCCUGUAUUACAUCAAAAGAUAGCUUCACCUAAUUUAUAUGAAAAUGAGUUUUGUAGGGUAUAAGUGCUUGUAUGUUUCCACCGUUAUAGGAAACAGUUGGCUCAAAACAAAAAAUAUUCCUGACUAUUAGAUCUCCCUGAAGUGUAAUGGACUGCCUUAGGAGGUAGUGAGUUCUUCGAUGUCUUCAUGUAGAAGCUUGGAUGACCACUUGUCAAAGAUAAUAUAAGGGGAAUUCCUAAUAGGCACAGCCUCUGAAGUCCUUUCCAAUUCAUUAGAUUCUGUGAUUCUGAAACUUGUAGUUUUCUUAACACAGGAAAAUCUGAAAGAACUGUUGAACAUCUUUUAGGCUCAUUGUUUCCUGUAUAAAAAACUUUCUUAUUUCCUUGAAGCAAUCUCCCAAGACUUAUUUGAAUAUAAAUAUGUUCACUUCAAGAACUUAUAUUAAUGAUAGCCACAACAAAAAAUUUUAACAUAGUUUUUUCUUUCUUUUAGUACUCGAAGGGCCUACUUAACCACAGUUUAAAAGGAGUACUCAGCACGAAUUCAGUACAACCCCUUUUUUCUUGAAAUGGGACCAGAAAAUUGGAUGACCUUCCUAUAUUCGGAAUUAAGGUGUAGAACAGUCCCGUGGUGCCCUGUAAAGUAGUUAAUGUUAAAAUUCAUCUUCAUCAGAGACACUGCAAUUUACAAAUGGCAGAGUAUUAACCCUACAAAACUUAACCUCUCCCUUUUCCAGGAUAACUUUUGGAUUACAUCUUACAGAAAGUGAGGUUAUGUUGUUCAAACUUUGUCAUCCUUUUGGAAUUUGUUUUCUACUUGUAUGCAUUUAUAAAGUACAAUGUUUAGAAUAUUUGAAGGAUUGUUUUAAGUCCUGUAUUGUUUUCUGUGGUUGCUGUUCUAAUUUUGAAACAAACAUUUGUACAUAGUUAUA
This is a messenger RNA of Dromiciops gliroides (monito del monte), 6607 nucleotides long. It is a transcript of the gene ZNF518B, whose product is annotated as zinc finger protein 518B. Gene Ontology annotation, biological process: regulation of transcription by RNA polymerase II. The transcript has 2 exons. Bases 263 to 3598 code for a protein of 1111 amino acids. The record is from RefSeq and is a predicted model, not a curated record. Gene Ontology annotation, molecular function: DNA-binding transcription factor activity, RNA polymerase II-specific; RNA polymerase II transcription regulatory region sequence-specific DNA binding. Gene Ontology annotation, cellular component: nucleus. Lineage: Eukaryota; Metazoa; Chordata; Mammalia; Microbiotheria; Microbiotheriidae.